GCAAAAGUUAAUUUGAAAUAUCUUCGAGACACUAUGGAAGUUAUUUUAAGAUGGGAGUAGUCAUCGCAGCCAUUUCUUUCUGCCUGGGAGUGUCAGACAGCCCGAGUUCUUGUUUGCGCGACCAUGGCAACUACACGAGGACUGCAACUUAAUCAAGCUGAGCUGGUGUCUCCUGUUGUCCUCAUUACUGGUGCCACUUCUGGUCUUGGAAGAGCAAUCGCAGAAGCAUACGCUGCUGCAGGUGCGUUCGUCGUUGCGGCGGAUCUGACGCCGCAUCCUCUAGUCGCCCCAAUUUUCACAGAAGCAAUGAAACAACCAGGCUUAGACAUAAGCACUCCGACUGUCGAUCUCCUCAACCAAACGCAACCUCGAGCCAUGUUUGUUCACUGCGAUGUCACUGACUCUGCGUCUGUGCGUGAAGCCGUGGUGUCCACAGUUCGACGAUACGGCCGUCUCGACAUCAUGGUCAACAAUGCCGGCAUAUCCGCCGUGACCAAAUCGGCUUCCUUCCAGGAUGGGGGACGUUGCAGGUCGCAUGAAGUCGAGGAUGAAGUCUUCGACAAGGACAUGGCGGUCAACGCUCGCGGUGUGUGGGUUGGUGUCAAAUAUGCCGCAGCACAAUACCUGGAGCAAUCGCCACGUGCCUCUGGCGACCGAGGCUGGAUUAUCAAUAUCUGUACCGCCAUGGGCUUGGUGGCUUCCGCCGCCACGGCUUCAUAUUGUGCGUCAAAAGGCGCGGUCUUGCAGUUGACAAAAGCCACCGCCUUGGACCAUGCCAAUGACAGGAUUCACAUCAUUUGUAUCGACCCUGGGUAUAUAGAUACGGCAAUGCUGGAGCCGAUGGAGGCGAAAGCGGCGGAGGUCAGAAUACGAGGGUUGCAUCCGUGGGGACGGAUGGCGCUGCCAGAGGAUGUUGCAGGUAUGGCUGUCUUUCUGACAGGACCAGGAACGUCAUUUGUUGUCGAUGGCGGGUAUACAACACAGUAG
Molecule: messenger RNA, 987 nt
Organism: Exophiala viscosa
Lineage: Eukaryota; Fungi; Ascomycota; Eurotiomycetes; Chaetothyriales; Herpotrichiellaceae
Product: gluconate 5-dehydrogenase
Exons: 4
Coding region: 124-987 (287 amino acids)
Molecular function (GO): oxidoreductase activity, acting on the CH-OH group of donors, NAD or NADP as acceptor
Source: RefSeq, a predicted model, not a curated record